Molecule: messenger RNA, 3267 nt
Organism: Dendrobium catenatum
Lineage: Eukaryota; Viridiplantae; Streptophyta; Magnoliopsida; Asparagales; Orchidaceae
Product: protein tesmin/TSO1-like CXC 6
Exons: 8
Coding region: 1-1914 (637 amino acids)
Biological process (GO): regulation of DNA-templated transcription
Cellular component (GO): nucleus
Source: RefSeq, a predicted model, not a curated record
AUGGGUCUUCUAUCGGUACCAGUUGCAGGAGAAAAAGCAGUUGUUUCUCCGCAAGCGGGUACUUAUGGGUAUCCCGAUCUCGUCGUACGCAUCGCACCGGAUUCCCUUCCUACCACGCCAAGAAAAGCGUGCAUAGGUGAUUUGCCGGUGCGUUACGAACUUCGAAGAAGGAUUUGGAACCAUGGGUCGCUCGCCUACCUUGUCGUAGGUGUCGCGCCGGUUGCCCCUCCUACCACGCUAAGAAAAGCGUGUAUAGGCAGACCACCGACUCGACACACAUGCCGAGGUAAGAGAGCAAACAAGGGUUCCAUAAGUUAUACCUUCGGCCGCCGGCGGACUAGUGGACCGGCGGUGGAUGUCGGCUCGGAUGUCGAGGAAGGCCCGGGGACCGAGGCGGGACCGAGGAUGUCUAUAAAUGAAGUCGAAGAUAGUACCACAAAGAAUCAGAAGCAAUGCAACUGUCGCAACUCAAAAUGCUUGAAGCUGUACUGUGAGUGCUUUGCUUCUGGAGUUUACUGCAAUGGCUGCAGUUGUACAAAUUGCAGUAACAAUGUUGAGAAUGACACUGUAAGGAGAGAUGCUAUUGAAGUCAUCUUAGAACGCAAUCCAAAUGCUUUUAGGCCAAAGAUUGCUAGCAGUCCACAUGCAGUUGGGGACAUAAAGGAUGAGGUCGUUGAGUUACCUUAUAUGGUAAAGCAUAACAAAGGAUGCCAUUGCAAGAAAUCAGGGUGCCUUAAGAAAUACUGUGAGUGCUUUCAAGCCAAAAUUCUCUGCUCUGAAAAUUGCAAAUGUGUAGAUUGCAAGAACUUCAAAGAGAACCAGGCCACAAUAACUCAUGUCGAUGGCCACCAUGGAAAUGCCCAUGCCUACAUUCCGCAGACAGCAAACGCUGCUCUAAAUGGUGCCAUUAGGUCCUCUGGGUGCGGCUUCCCAGCAUCAAAAAAGAGAAAGCACCCGGAGUUUCCAUUUUCAACUUCAGUAAAUGGUCAAUCUGCUCACAGCUUUGUGCAUCCGCUGGUUAACAGUGUGAAGGCUUCUGGAACUGCCCGUCCUGCUGCUGGAUCAAAAGUGCAAUCUACUGGUAGUGCUAUACAAGUUUCUAAACUGACUUACAGGUCUCUUCUCGCUGGCAUUAUCCAACCAGAGUAUAUAAGAAAUCUUUGUAGUGCUUUGGUGGUACAAUCAGGACAGGCCAAAACAUUUGAUGAUAGAAGAUUACAAGAGGAAAAAGCAGCAGGGAGGGAGGAUCAAAAUAAAGAUAGACAUGCUUUAGUUGGAGAAAACAAUGAUGAUAGGCAGAAUAUGCAAGAUGGAUCUAAUAUAUCAGCUGAGGCCUGCUCAAAUGGAAUAGAUGUAGACAAGAUUAUAGAGAAUUCUGGAUCAAACAUCUGUUGCAUUCAGAAAGAAGGAAGGCCUAUGUCCCCUGGGACAUUAGCUCUAAUGUGCGAUGAGCCAGACUUGAACUUUAUCUCUUCACAAAACAGUAGAAAAAGACCCAGGACUACUUGCGAAGAGAACUUCACUGAGAUUUAUGUUAAACAAGAAAGGAUUGCUUUAAUGAAACUUCGUGACUCUCUCUAUGAACUUGCUAACUGUGCGAGAAUGAAAGAAGAGAAUAUUUUGAUGGCCAUGAGAUGUAAAAAUUCAAUCAAUCAGAUACCAGCACUUAACAAAGCAAAAUCCUCUGAAGAACCAGACAAUGACAGAGCCAAAUCUAUCAACCUAGAGUCUGUAGCUGAUAAAUCAAAUCUCAAUAAAAAAGAAUUGAUCAUAGAGAAAAGAAAACCUAUCAGCCAGAAGUUGGCAUCAAUAAAGAAAUUUUGCUCUGAUGACAUCUGCCGUGAACAGUUGUGGGUCAAUUCAGAAAGAGAUCCAAGUCAACUAGAACUCGCCAAAUCAGGAGCCAGUUUUUGACAAAGUGAUACUAGGCAGAUAGCGGUUACUUGAGGAGAAGAAAGAAGGUGAUGCUCGAUCACCUAAAAGGAGUUAGUAAAAAAUGGUGCUUCUGGUUCUCAAAACUAUGACUUGGACAACAUGAGUUCUUGCCAGCAUUGAAGAAAUCUAAGUCAACUAGAACUCGCCAAAUCAGGAGCUAGUUUUUGACAAAGUGAGACCACACAGACGGAAAAUUAUUAAGUGCGGACACCGGACGUAGAGAUACGUCAGGACAUCUACUUAAAAUUUGACACCUGGAGUGCACUUUGGUUGCGCUUUUUUGUGCAUUUUACCUACGCUUUGACUGCUCUUUUAUUGCGUUUUUUUAGUGCAUUUGACUGCACUUUACUUGCACUUUACCUGCGCUUGACUUAAAGAUCUGCGGACACAUUAAAUAUAUAAAGUAAAAAAUAAAUUCAAUUGAAUAUCCACGUGUCCACUUAAUGUGUCAACAUUUUAUUGGAGUCAAAACGUAUCUCUACGUCCGGUGUCCGCACCUAAUAAUUUUUCCAGGCAGACAACAGUUACUUGAGGGGAAAGAAUGGCCGUGUGCUUAUAAGCCAGAAUUUGAUGAGACAAACUGGAACAUUUAUUGAAGGUGAUGCUUGAUCAGCUAAAAGGAGUUUGCAAAAAAUGGGGCUUCUGGUUCUCAGAAGUUAGAACUAAGACUUGGACAACAUGAGUUCUUUGCAAGCAUUGAAGAAAUGAAAAACUAGCCAAGCAGGAUCAGUUGGCUGGAACCAACUUCUGAUAAAGUGAUUUCUCAUCAGCAGAAUGUUGCUCGAACUCAGUCGUGCAAAUUUGAAUCCGAGCAGGGAAGCAAAGACUUAUCUACAGGAAAAUUUACAAUUAUGGAACUCACUGUUAGACAAGAUAGCUUCUUUGUUAAAGCAAAGCUGUCUUCGAAUCACUAUUUACCUCAUAAAAGGAUAUGCAGAUAAUCGCUCAAUGAAACCACAGCACUGUCACUGACUUCAGGUGUUAGGCUGGCCCAGGAGGGGACAGCUGAACCGGUUCUAUGCUACAGCAGGCGGCCCAAAUCAGGUGGGGGGCGGAUGCUCUAGUGGGCCCAAUUGCUUAAUUUAAUCACUGUUUAGGAUGGAAACUUUGUAUUAAAGGCUGUUUAGUCAUUAGUCUUGUUUGUUAGGGUUUGCUUUUCGUCUUGAAUUUGGAAGAGAUUUGAUAUCUAGGGUUUGUUCUUUUUGGACUCUAGGCUUUGUUAGAGAUUUUGAGAGUUAUUUUUUCCUCUGGAAUCGAAGAAACUUAUAUCUUGUAUUACUUUUCUUUUUCGUGGAUUGAAUAUAAGAAGUUUUCAUCGCGUUUUCUCUCCAA